GACAAUGGUCAAUCUUCAAUGUAUUCCACCUCUACUGCACCUGAAUUGGGGUCUGAUGGCAGUAGCAGAAAGAAUUGUUCAAAUCUCUGACACUCAAAUGGAGAAAAAAAACUCCAUUAGUUGGUAAUUAGACUGCUUACUAUAGCUAAAAACAGUCAGUGGAUAAAAUAAUUGUUAUCGAUUUCUGGAGGGGAGGGCGGACCAAUCAUGUUUACAAUGUGUAGCGGAGGAGGUUCAAGUCCAUUUAGGUGGACUCACUAGUGAAAGUUGGACAGAACAUGUGGUUUAAAGAUCUUUCGAGUUCCAUUUGCUCACUGCAGAGAAAACCAUUGCUUACCUUAGUACUAAGGAGUGCUCACUGUCCAGCUUGACUUAGGCCUGCUGGCAAGAGAUUUGUGAGCAAGUCUUUUUACAUUAUAGAAAUGUGGGACUACUUCUUCCUGCUUCCUUCUCUGAUUCUGUUCCUGAUUAACAUUCUGCUUCAAUGCAACUGGAUUCGUCGCCUUGCAGAGAGAACUGUUCAACGGUUCGGUCACUGUAUGUGGAUUAUGGUUUGUAGACUUCUGAAACUCCCAUACUUGGUUCCAGAGUCAUUUGAAGAACAGCAGGCAAAGGUCAAACUGAUCUGUAAACCUACAGCCCUGGCCAACCACCUGAAGAGGUACUGUUAUGCUUUAACACAGCCUCCACUGGCAACAUGGCCUCAGAGUGACCCUCAUCUUCAGAUAAUCACCAAUCUCAUGUGGCCCACAAAGGAAGGCACUGAAGUACAAGGAGGAGUUCGCUUUACAAGAGACCACCUUCUGCUCCAGGAUGGAGGCAUUGUGGCCCUAGACUGGGCUGUUUGUCUAAUGGACCAACAGGCUCAGGCCAAAAAGGUACUUCAUCCAGGAGGAAGAGUUCUUGGCUUACACUCUAGCAAUCCAGCGAUUGUCAUUCUUAUUCCCAAUGCUUUGGGCCUAAUGACACCGCACUUGCUCAGAUUGUGCCACCAGGCUUUGCAGCAGGGUUUUUAUCCUGUAGUGUUCCAUCGUCGUGGUCAUGGUGGCUGCCCUCUGACCACUCCACGCUACCAGGAAUUUGGAAAUCCAUCUGAUCUUAUGCAGGCUAUAGCAUACUUGCGGAGCCACCAUCCAUCCUCAACUCUGCUGGCAAUCAGUGAGGGCUCCGGAUCUGGCUUGCUGCUGUCAUAUCUGGGGGAAUGUGGCUCAUCAUCCUACCUGAUGGCUGCUGCUUGCAUCUCUCCUGUGUUUCAUGGACAACUCUGGUUUGAGUACAAACUACCGUGGAUCUAUCACUGGAUGGCCCUCAUUUACCGGAAGAUUCAAAUAAACAGGUAUGCAACUGCUUUGAGCUCCGUGAUGGAUGUUUCAAAAAUUCUACACUGCAAAUCCUUGCAAGAUAUGGAAGAAUUAAUGUUCUGUACUGCUAAGCAUUCAUAUCACAACAUGUCCAAAACAGUGGACCACACUGGAAAGGAUAAUUCAAGACUAUCAAUUAAGCUGGACUGGGCAAGUUACUGGGAGAGGAAUGAACCUCUGCGAGAUGCAGAUGAAGUGGCUGUGCCAGUGCUCUGUUUGUGUAGCAAAGAUGACCCUCUUGUGCCACCUAUUUUCACUCUACCUGAAGCACUUUUUCAAAAUAGCCCUUACUUUCUGCUGGCCCUAACAGACAAGGGAGGUCAUUGCAGCUUUAUGCAUGAGAAUAAACAUGGAGGUACGACUUCCUGGAGUCAUUCUGCAGUGCUAGAAUAUUUCCAGGUGGUUGCUGAAUUCAUUGGAGUAGAGGAGAGGAAUGGGUUCAAGGAUGGAUUUCACAGCCUGAGGCAUAGCUCCAGUGCGGUGUUUUCCAGAAGAAGGAGAUCAACCUUGUUGAAGAAAGAAAGGCCCAUCUUAAGUUCACGAAGACGACAGAUCUCAACUCCCUCUGAUAUAUUAACAUUUGAAGAAGAGCAAGAGGAUUUUACUUGGAACAGAUCCUACACUCGCUGAGUGAGAGCAAUAGGUGGUGUUCUAGGAGCAUGAGAUUCCAAUUUGGUGAGCUUCCUGCUACCAAAGUCACAAAAAGUCUUUAAGAAACAUAUGAAACAAAAGGAGAAAAUAAUCAGUCCUUUGAUGUUUAAAGGAGUGAGGAGGAGAACAACACAGAAGGAUUAAGAUAAAGCUCUUUUUGGCUUCUGUAACUUCACUAGAAAAAAAAAAUGACGAACACAUUGUUCUUGUGUUCGAAUUUGGCUAGUUAAAAAGCAUUGAUGAUUGGUUAAAACUAAUUACAUGUAUGGUUUGAAAGUGAUGUUCUUUAUUUACAAUUGUACAAUUGCUAGCUGGGUUACUAUAUUAACGUUAAAAAUGCAUAACAGUUGAAAGGGAAAGUACACUAUUGAACCAGUUUCAUAGCCAGCUUGAUCAAAUUUAAGGCAGCAUCAACAGCUUACCUCCUGAUGUGUCAUCCACUCGACUGACUCUACAGUUGACCGCCUUAUGUGAAGUCAUCUCAACAAACAAAUGAUAAAACGAUGCUGUGUGUAGUGCAAUGUAAACUUUGUUCACCUUUGUUCUUCAGUUUGUUCAGGAGAAAACCUGGGCUUAUUUCAUUGUAUACAUUAGGAAGGAGCAAAAUGUUCUGGAUCUCCUAGUAAGAGGAUGCUUAUUGAUAGACAAAAAACACUGACUGGCAGGGGCUUAAUCAUGUUGAUUACCAUUAGAUGCUAUUUUUAGUGAUUACGUUUUCCUUCAACAAACAAAUCACUAGGAGCAUGCUGGGGAACUCACUACAUGCAUUGAUGUUUUAGUGAAGACAAUACCACAAAAAAAGAGCUUUUGAAUUCGUUAUCUUAUCCUGAAGAUUUUUGUUUGAAAAUUAUCAAAGGAAUCAAUACUGGUAAUCAACCUGAACCUCAAUCAGGAAGUAGAAGCACAGAAAAGAAAUAAUUUGCAUUAACUACACAUUUUAGGUUUACAUUAUUUAUAUGCACACAAUUUAUAAACUUACAAAUGAAAAAAAAUAAAAUAAACAGGACCAAGAUGUACUAAAAUUACUUUAUUACAGUUGAUUGUUUGUUCAGUAGCCCUCUGCCAACAAAAGGAGUAAUUACAAACAAAACAUUACAUUUGUCCCCUUUAAGUUUUCAGAUUUGUUUUGUACAAUUUAAUUAACUUGUUAUAAGAUUUUAUUUUUGUUUGGUUAGAACAAUUUUUGUAAUCUCUCCAACAUUCAGUUUUUUCACAAUCUAUACAUUUUAAUACAGGUUAUAGAUGGAUUGUUAUGGUAAUGUUGAAGCAGGAAAAAGGAGACAAUGGCCAUCAAAACAAAACAGAUGGAAUACUGGUAAACACAAGGUAAAGAGAUGUACCACCAUUUAUAACUCAUCCCACUAUUUUCAUGCUUUAAAGGGUCAAUAAAAAGGAUGAUAAGGUCUUUCAAAGAAAUCGACUCUCUUUUAUAUGGGCACAUCUCUCUCUCUCUCUUCAAACAUACUGUAUGAUCCUGCUUUGUCAUUCAGGCAUAAACUAUAGGAGAAUGACUGUGACCUGAAUGUCACUUUCAAAAAGCAAAGCUGCUGUUAUGACAUUUUGAGACUAUGGCUGCUCCUUGGGUCCAGUGAUUCAAUUAAAGUACUUAAAGAAUCUGACUAAAUAAUUGGCAUGUUUCAGAAGAUGUCAUGGCCAUGAUAAUUUGUUACAUUUGGCCCAAGACUGGCUCAGUUGCUUAUAGUCGUAGACUGAGAAAGCUUCAUGGCAAUUCAUGUAAUCUGUAAUUCCAUGCAUAUACCAGCAGUGUGCCAAGCAAGAUGGUUAAGGGAGGACAAUUGUGCUCUAUAUGACCAAGAGCAUGAUUCACUCUCUCAAACAGGAUGUAGUCCAAUAUAAAUCAGAAUGUUAAAUCUGAAAGGCUACUGCACCAAGGUCCUUGAAUCCAUUCUGUGAUCGGCAUGUUGGCAGUUACAUGCUUUGAAUGAAACUAAAAAAAUGACUUACAUUUCAGAAGAUGAAAUUUCACAAUUUCAGAGAUAACAGAACAUGAGUACUGGAACUGGUGAAUAUUGUAAUUUACACCUUUGAAAGCAAAGAGCACAAGAAGCAAAGAGAUGAUGAUGGAACGGUCCAGAUAAAGAGAAGUCUAAUUGCAGGGGGUUUGGCUUUGCUUGACACCUCUGAGAAUAUGCUUUGUGUAUAUACUGUGUAUAUAUAUAUUUUUUUCCUUUUUAAAUAAGCAAUAUUACAAACCAAGUUGUUUUUUUUUCUUUUUCUUCACGUUCAAGCAAUUACCUUUUUGUCUAAUUUAACUUGGGUUUGACUGUCCAUUUAUUCAUGUAUUUAAAUUUCUAAAUAUACAAUAUACACAAACUUGUUCCUAUACAUCCCACUUAAAGCAGUCUCCUGACUAUAUACCCUUCCACCUUAACAAUGUUUUAGUAUCUAUUUCUGACCUUUUCCCUUGUAGUUUUCUCACUUUUUCUACAUGCUGUGGUAAGUGUUCAGUUGGAGGGUGGAGGUCAGGCAGCAGUCACCAGGGCUCUGGGGUGGACGUGGAAGAGACAAAGGCAUUGCAGGGACAACAGCAGCGGCACCCACCCGCCCGGCAAAAACAUUCAGUGGUCUCAAGCCUGCCCAACCCAGACCUCCCCACCCUUAAAAUCCACACAACACACUCUUGUGAAACCCAGCCAGAGAAAGGGGAGGAGGGGGCACCAGAGAUUCAGAAGAACUGCUCACAUGGGAUUGUAGUGUUCAAUAAAGAGGAAGUUUAGAAAGGGAUGGUAAAGUGCUUUUCUGUGACAUUAAGCUCAGGUUUGCAAUGAAAGUUUGCAGAAUAAAGAGGUCAAAACACAAAAGUGAACAGGACAGGCUAUUCUUCUCUUGCAUAGUUGCGAUUGUUAACUUUGGCAUCUCUAAAUCAAAUGACUAAAAUUAACAUUAAUAUACUGGAACAUCUCUUUCCAUACUGUUAUUCAGGAGGUAUGCCAGCAUGCUUUUACAUUCAUGUAAAUAUGCAAAAUCCUGCUGUUUUUUCCCCACUCUAUUCAGGUGAAUCUCGUAAAAAAAAAAAAA
Messenger RNA from Xyrauchen texanus (razorback sucker), 5051 nucleotides. RefSeq names its product protein ABHD15-like. Bases 423 to 1991 code for a protein of 522 amino acids. The record is from RefSeq and is a predicted model, not a curated record. NCBI's taxonomy places the organism in Eukaryota, Metazoa, Chordata, Actinopteri, Cypriniformes, Catostomidae. The transcript is spliced from 2 exons. Gene Ontology annotation, molecular function: monoacylglycerol lipase activity; short-chain carboxylesterase activity.